GAUCCUCUAAAUCUCUGGAACACCAUUUUUUUAGUUACACUAUCUGGAUUGACAACAAAACUAAUUUUGAACGUAGCUGGUUCAUGACAGGAAUUCAACUUGUUUGGAACUGAAAUUGAACAAUCAAGUUUCCAGGAACGAACUGGUCCUUUCUAACUGUGGGACUAUUUGACAGCAAGAUUUUUUAAAAAGGAAGACUUGAAUCAGAAAAGACUGAGCUAAUGCUGCCACAAAGUCACCUGGCUGGGAACCUGUGAAAAGAGACAACCUGGUUAUUAUCACAAUGAAUCUGAAUAACAGAAGUGAAAAGGUUUCAUUUUGCUUUCAAACACAGAGAUCUGCAAGGACAAAGACAACCUAAGAAGGACAGAGGACAGUCUCAUGAAGACCAAGCUGGACAAAAGGAACUUGUUCUUCCUUUAUUUGGAUUGGGUACACCUUAGUACUAAAACUAUCUAAAAUUUUGCAACACUGGAUACAAAGACUAAAUAGAAGAGAGAGCAGACUAUUAUGUGUUCAAUUUACCUAGAGUAUAAGACCACUGGGAUUCUGGGAAGGACUUGCAAAGGUGACGAGUUGUGUCAGCUAUAGAAUCUGAAACUUUGUAUUUUCUGAUAUCGCUUAUAGAUUGUUGACCGCACAGAUCUUAUAUUCAGAUGAAUGCGCAGGUGCUAUGCUGAGGGGAUCGGGUGUUGCUCCAGCCCCACCAGGCCACAAGUGGAAAUUUCACUGUUCUGUUGGGGUGGACUGUAGUAACGCUGAACCCUGCUGCAUUUGGCUAGCAGUUCUGAGGGGGGUGUCCAAUCACACAUCACUUCGUCCAACAGCAGUAACACCAACAAGAAGAACUGGUUCCAGGAUCAAAAAUCACCAUCAUUUGUCUUCGACUAAAGGCCAGAAUGAUAGGAUUGUGUCAUCGGACAAAAACAGAAGCAACCAGCUGCCAUCAACUGAAGUGGCAGUCAUGUCUCAGCAAGGCCCACGGACCAUCGUUCUCCAGAAGGACUCACAAGGUUUCGGCUUCACUUUGCGCCACUUCAUUGUGUACCCACCAGAGUCAGCCCUCCAAAGCCUCAAGGAUGAAGAAAAUGAUAAUUUACCAGGAAAGGGUGUACUCCCAGAAUGUCAACUCCAAAGGUGUUAAACUGUACUCAGGUGAGACCCAGAACCUCCCAGAACCUCCACAUCUCUGUUCCCUGGACUCCAGUGUGAACUCCACUCUGCAGCACCCCACUUCUAACCCUCCUGGUCCUCUGGAUAACUGGCCGCACAAUGGCAGAAGUGCCGUCUCACAACUGGACAACCAAACCCCUGCUACCUCUACCUCCACCUCUGGCCAACCACAAGUUCCAGAGGAUUCCAGCAGACAUUUUGCUCCACCAUGGCAACGCCAGGGCUACAAUUAUGCAAGCCUGAAUGCAUGUGACUUCCAUUUUGCUAACCAUAAUGCUGCCAUCACCUCUGCAACGCUGCCUCUACCUCGAAGGAGCAGUCUGCAGGCCUCUUCCCGUGCCGACAGUGAUGCACUCUACCACCACGCUCUGUCAGACUGGUACUACAGCCAAGCAGAGGCAGCAGAACACAUUUCCCCCCGCCAUUUAAGUGUAUCUCAGGACUAUUUAGCCGAGCCGCAGUUGGGUUCGGCACCAAGGCCCAGAUUUUUACCCACCCCUACAAACUUUGCAGAACACCACAGAAGAGAAACUUUGCUCCAUCAUCAGCGAGCAGCAGCUGCUGUGCACGAGUCCUACUGGCUAGGGGGCUGUGGCACUGGAUCGGGUACUGCUAGAAAAUCAUGCUCCGAGAGUCUGCUGGCAGCCUAUGCUGACUAUGAGCACAAUUAUGGCCGCUCUGUGGAAACACUGGCAGAGGCCUCGGCUCUGGUCUCACAACAUUAUGAACAGACUUUACCAAAUUCCCAAAUGACAUGUAAAAGAGAACAGAAGAAGCAGAAAGCUCCAGGAGGACAUGAACAUAAAACUACAGUGACCCCCACCAUGUCACUCGGCCACAUGCAGUCAGCUCAGCAGGUGGCGGAGCCUCAAACAAGACGGCUGGAAGAAGAGGAAGUGGUGGGCUACAGAAGCUACAGCCCCUCGUUUUACCACAGAGGGGGCCAUCUACUCCAGCAGGCCCACUCUUUCAGAGAGCCUGCUUACAGUGGCCCUCACCUCAACUGGGGGUCUGGCACCAGAAGAGACAGUGGUGCCUUUUCCCAUCUCCAGUCUUCUCCUGCACCUCUGACUUUAGAGGAGAAGAUGAAGCAGCUAAGGGAUGACAGAGAGGUCAUCUCCUCUGUGUCCACCGUUGAAGAGGUGGUCCUGAGGCAAAGGCCCCUGUUUAACUGUCAGGCACCCUUUCAGGCUAACUCCUCUUCCACCAUAUCACCGGAAGUAUCUGCUUGGAUCCCUGCAGCCAGAGCAAUUCCUGUCCCUCAAGAAACUGGGUCCAGCCGCAGAAUUAACGGUAGCCUUGCCCAUGCCUUUAAUUCCCUCUCCUCCAUUCCUUUCAUAGGAAGCUUUAAAAGCCGCCGCUCCUCUUACCUGCUGGCCAUCACCACUGAGCGAUCAAAGUCCUGCGAUGAAGGACUCAACACUUACAGGGAUGAGAGCAGAGUCUUCUCUAAAUUGCCGAAAAGAGUCAAGAGCUUUUUCACUGAUGGGUCUUUGGACAGUUUGCGAGCCCAGGAGGACCCCCACUCGAAGCGCCACUCCACAUCAGAGCUGGGUACCAUCACCUUUAGUGACGUCCGGAAGGAGGGGUGGCUACACUACAAACAGAUCCUCACAGAGAAGGGAAAGGUAAAGAAGCUAGGAGGCAGCAUGCGACCUUGGAAACGUGUCUUCAGUGUGCUUCGCCAUCACUCCCUUUUCCUUUACAAAGACAAGCGUGAAGCUGUGCUGCACGGCGCCGGGGCAGGCAGCAGUCAGGAUGAACAUCCACCAGUUAAUAUUCGAGGCUGCCUGAUUGACAUCGCUUACAGUGGAACCAAACGAAAGCAUAGCCUGAGGCUGACCACACAGGACUUCUGUGAGUAUCUGCUGCAGGCUGAAGACCGGGACGACAUGCUGGCAUGGAUCAGGGUCAUCAGAGAGAACAGCAAAUCAGAUGAUGAGGAGAUUGGACAAGUUCUAAUCAACAAGAAGCUGAAUGACUACAGGAAACACAGUCUGACAGGCAACAAGCUGGAUUCCUCCCCCAGAGCCCAUCGCAUGGUGCCUGACUUCCUCCUGGCUAAAACAGACAAUACUUCAGGAAAUCGAACCUCAAGAGCUGAUGACAACAAGGCCCUGUGGGGUAUCAACCUCAUGAAGAAAACAAAGAAACCAGGCUGUCCGAAAGCCUUUGGGGUGAGACUGGAGGACUGCCAGCCAGCUGUUAACCAUAAAUUUGUCCCUCUGAUUGUUGAGAUAUGCUGCGGUGUGGUGGAGUCCUCUGGUCUGGAGUACACCGGGAUCUACCGAGUGCCUGGGAACAAUGCCAUGGUGUCAAGUCUGCAGGAACACCUCAACAAGGGCCUGGACAUCAACACUGCUGAAGAGAGAUGGCAAGAUCUGAAUGUCAUCAGCAGCCUGCUUAAAUCAUUCUUCAGAAAACUGCCGGAGCCUCUGUUCACUGACGACAAAUAUAACAGCUUCAUUGAUGCCAACCGGAUAGAAGAUGCUGAUGACAGACUGAAGACCAUGAAAAAACUGAUCCAUGACCUCCCAGAUUAUUAUUACCAUACCCUUAAUUUCCUGGUGAGUCACUUGAAGAUGGUGGCAAACUACUCUGAGAAGAACAAGAUGGAGCCAAGAAACCUGGCUCUGGUGUUUGGUCCCACUCUGGUGAGAACGUCAGAGGACAAUAUGACUGACAUGGUCACCCACAUGCCUGACCGUUAUAAAAUAGUGGAGACACUCAUCCUUCAUCAUGACUGGUUCUUCUGUGAUGGUGAGCUGGAACUGAACAAUACGGCCCCUGAGGGUAAGCAGGACAUUCAACCUGUCCCUAACAUCGAUCACCUGCUGUCAAACAUUGGCAGGCCGGGCAUGCCUGGGGAUGCUUCAGAUUCCACCACCAGUGAUUCAAUUAAACUGAAGAUUUCUUCCACUUCCAAGAAAGAUCUGAAUGCCAGAGACUUCCUUCCCAAGUCCAUCAUCUCUGCUGUGACCCGCAAACGUAAAAAAUGCCUCAGCACUCAUCUAGCAGUCAGCAGCGGUGAUGAGGACUCUGAGCAUGAAAUGGCCAAGAACACAAGCUACAGAGAGAGAGAUGAAGGGGGAGAUGGAAGGGGACCGCAUGAACCUUUCCAGGGGGAACACACCUGCUGCAAAAAAGAAAAGAGACAUGGAGUGAAACAUGUACAGACAUCUGAAGAGGGAAAAAGAGAAGAAGAAGAAAAAACAACUGUGAUGAAGGGAGCAGAUGGAGGGCAAGGUUCUUUCCUCUGUUCUCAUCAGAGUCACGGCAAAUACCCAAAACCUCCAGCAGCAACAAGCCCACCAUCACAUACCAAGAUUCCGAGCGACGCCAAAGAACGUCCUAAUGUUCCAUUCUGGAUCUCCCCCAGCUGCCCUCUCCCUCUGCAGACCUCCAGUUGCCUUAGAGAGUGGAGUCAGGCAGCCAGUACAGGCAGGCCUGCUAGGACCAGGGCCACCUCCAUUAACCUGGAGCUGGGCCGGGGCCAGGAGAUUGGCAGAGGUCAGAGAUCAGAUGGGGUAGAGGUGAUCAGAGCUGGGGAAGUGCUAGCAGCUCAGUGUGGAUUUCUUCAGCAGAGAUCCGUCACAGGAGGUUCAGCUCAACAUCCCCUUCCUGUCUUUUCUUCUACUUCAGGAUGGACUGAUCAGCGAUCCUCCUCUGUGGUGUUAAGGUCAACUCCAGAUUCUCAAGCCAGGAGGAGAGCAUGGCGUCGCCACACUGUGGUCAUUUAAGCCAACUUUUAAUUCUACUAAAACAGAAAAGUUUACUCGCCAACAUCUGCCCAAUUGUUUCUCUCAAACCGUGAUGGUGUGCCUCUUUACACAUCCAGAUCUCAUGCCUCAAAACUCAGACUUUUAUCAACUGUUAAAAUGUUGUAAAUAUAACCUAAUGACAGAAUAUCGUAAUUUAUUUAAUAAACAAAAUGCUAAAAAUAUGUUUUAAAAACGACUUACUGAAACUGGCCUACUGAUCACAUGCAGUAAUUGUUCGUCAGUGCAGUGAGCAGUUUUCUACAGCCGGAGGUUGAUAGGCUGUUACUCCCCAUCACAGCGCUCCUUACCAUCAGGAGAGAACAGAGGCCAAGCAGAACCACAGCCAAAUCCCCCAACUCUGACCCACCAGGUGGUUUUCCAAGAUUUGGCCUUCCAGCCCUCAGCUGUAGUUUAUUAAUAAUUAGAUGGAUCUAACCCAAACGUUUCUGCCAAGACAACUCCAUCUCUGUACCCUUCUUUAUGUCCUAUGAUUGUGCAGAAGUCUGUUUUGUAUUGUCUAAAUAUUUCCUAACCUUUGUAUAUAAAACAUAUAAUUUAUUAAAUUGUUUUGGACAUGA
Messenger RNA from Poecilia reticulata (guppy), 5512 nucleotides. Lineage: Eukaryota; Metazoa; Chordata; Actinopteri; Cyprinodontiformes; Poeciliidae. The record is from RefSeq and is a predicted model, not a curated record.